Protopterus annectens (West African lungfish) is the source of this 5250-nucleotide messenger RNA. It is a transcript of the gene MBP, whose product is annotated as myelin basic protein. The record is from RefSeq and is a predicted model, not a curated record. The transcript has 8 exons. The coding region runs from base 13 to 945 and encodes 310 amino acids. NCBI's taxonomy places the organism in Eukaryota, Metazoa, Chordata, Ceratodontiformes, Protopteridae. Gene Ontology annotation, cellular component: compact myelin; cell periphery; internode region of axon. Gene Ontology annotation, biological process: myelination. Gene Ontology annotation, molecular function: structural constituent of myelin sheath.
ACCAUUUCAACCAUGGGAAACCAGAUUGUGAAACACAAGAAUAAUUGUGAAAAUCCCUGCAAGAGCCCAGACACAAAAGCAGACAUAGAUGAACAUCGCAAACCUGAAUCCAAUGAUGACAACGAGGUAUUCGGAGAUACAGAGGCAGAUGUGAACAAGAACAAUGGAACCUCCUCUAAAACGACAGCGGUGACAGACUCCACGGGUGCAGAGGACCCACAGAAUGUUGGGAAUGAAGCCAAGUCAGCAACAGAUGCAACUUGUCGCCCACACUUGGUCCGCCUCUUUUCCCGUGAUGCACCAGGGCGGGAGGACAACACCUUCAAAGACCGACCCUCUGAGUCAGAUGAGCUUCAAACCAUCCAAGAAGACAGUGGUGUAACAUCAGAAGGCUCGGAUUUGAUGGCAACACAGAAACUGUCCUCUCACGGGCAAGGAACAAAGCAUAUGGCAACAGCUAGUACCACAGACCAAGCCAGGAUGUCCAGUAGUGCUCGUGGUAGACAAAGAGACACUGGUCUGCUUGACCAGAUUGGCAAAUUCUUUGGAGGUGAAAAAGAAGGGACCAGGAGGGGAACUGAAAAGGGAAAGGAAAUAUCUGCAUCAAGAGUUAGCCAGGUAGGUUCUUCACCCCAGAGGCAUGCUCAGGCUGGAGCUCAUGCAAGACCAGGUGAUGAAAACCCAGUAGUUCACUUCUUUAAGAAUAUAGUGACCAAAUCACCACCUCCACCACCCAAGGGGAGAGGACUGUCCCUCGCCAGAUUUAGCUGGGGAGCUGAAGGACAAAAGCCAGCUCAUGGAUCAGGUGUGAGAUCAGCAGAACACAAGUCACCCCACAAGAGCCACAAGGAUGCACAACGGGAGGGUCAGGGCACCCUUUCCAAAAUCUUUAAGAUGGGAGGCAAGGAUAGUCGAUCUGGUUCUCCAGCUUCUGCUAAACGUUAAGACUUUAAGACUGUGACACCAGAAUAUUUACAUUGCUUCAAAAUGCCCUGUCUUCUUUAAAAUAUUAAUGCAUAUGUACCAAAAUGAUUUAGAUAGACGCAGUCUGUUACUUAAUAUUGGCUGAUCCGUUGUGUCACAUAAGUAGUAUAAAACAUUAAAGGACAUUAUGAUAACCAUGAGACAAAUUUGAAGGGUACUCUUCAAACAAAUGUUAGUUUGUUUUUCAAUUUAGUUAUAGAUUUCACCCUUACAAAUUUAUUACAAAUGGUAUUGCUAUAUAGAAAACAGGCUUUCUGACUUAUGCUAUAGCUUAUGUCUGCUGCUGAAAUUACAGAUCCCUCUUUAUAACUCACAAUUAAGCUUGUCAUAAAUAAAGGUUCAUCAUAUCAGGUAAUAACAGACAGCCAGAGCAAAUACAGGUUGUGGACUUAUGACCUUGUUAUCAUAUAGACUUCUUCCCAAAUUAAGGAGUUGGUAAGGUACAGAGAAAUUUGUUAUGUAAUGCAAGCAUUUUAUCUCUCAGUUUUGCCCAUGGUCUCACUGACUCUUUCAUAUUUCUAUAUAUUUUUUCUUUACAAUUAUGACAGACUAUAAUAUAAACAUGCAGCUUGCAAAUGUGUUAUGUCUCUUAUUUUGUACUUUUUUUUUCUGAAGCAAAAUGCCUCUCUUACCUCUGUACAAGUACAAACAUUUGCAACAUUUCCUUAUGAUCAAAUGAAACACUAAUAGCACCAUACAUUCUAUUUUAGCUUUAUUUCAUUCCUAUAAUUUCCCUUUAUGCAAGCAUUAUCAGCCUUUGUUGUAAUGACUGGUCACAGUGUUAAUAUUACUUUUAUAUGCCACAAUCUCUACCAUAUAGGUACUCAAAAUAAUUAUUCAGAAUUUAUUUACAUGAUCUUUAUCAGUACAUCACAACAAAACCUAAACAGACACGUCAGCAAGCAGCAUUUUUCCCAAACAGAAACCUGCUUAUUUAUAAAAGUAGUAAUCAGUUCAGCAAUGUGUCUGUGUCAUGACUAUGGCAUUGUGUUGCUUGGAAUCUUUUACAGUAUUUAUUUGGGGGUGGGAGGUGGAAUACAAUGUACUGAAGUGAUGCAUGCAGUUUAAGUUUUCUUAUAAGACCCCAGAUAGUAACAUGCAAUGACAGUAUGCAAAGGCAAAACUGCUUUUAAACCUGUGAACAUUCCAUUAAUGGCAUGCUUAUAAAUCCAUUUCAGAGGAAUGAUUUGCUAUUUAUUAAUACACUAUUCCCACAGAUACUACUUAAUACAUAUCCUAUGACUCUGGGACUUUUUAGCCAUAUCUAAAAAGAAUGCUCUUCUGAAUUGCACUGUUUUUUUCAUAAAAAUGUUUUAUUUAAAUUAUUAAUAUUUAACAGCUCAUUUUAGUUGUUUAUAGAAAGAGUAAAAUAUGUAUAAAUUACACAAUGUUUUAUUAAAGCACUUUUACUAAACUAACAGGGCAUUUGUAGGCUUUAGCAUGUGAUAAACAACAAAACCGAUGUGCAACAACCUAAGAAAACUGAGCUUGAAAAGAUGCUGCUACAGCAGUAAUGCAUUUUGCUAAUUGAUUGUGAUAUUAAUUCUGGUGUUAAGGCUAAAGGAGAGAAAACAGCAAAAGAAAAAAAGAAAAAAAAACUGUGAUUACUGUCAAGUGCAACAUCCCAUGAUACAGAAUUUCACAAUGUACAAUAAGUAUUAAGUCAUUUUAUUUGUGGUACCACUGUCUCUAAAUGGGUACACGACAAAGCUUCUAAGUAUUGUCUCUGUUGUGAAAAAUAAACAAUAAAAAGGUUACUAUAACUUUCUUCAGAGUUGUCAGUUAUGUUAUAUAUAGCUUUAUAAAGUUUUGUCAUUUUGCGGUUGUAGGAAUGUGGUGUAGCUACGUCACUAGUGGCAAUAAGACACAAUAGCAGGAGUUGUAUGCAUGAAAUGAGAAGCUUAAUUUUAUUUAUUUAUUAAUUUUUUUUUUACAUUUGUUGACAGGGUAUGUUCUCCAUUCCAAAGAUUCUUUUCAGGCACAACCUGGGGAUAUUACACAAUCAUUACAAAAAUGAAUAAAGUAAUUAUAAAGGAUAGAUUAUACAGAUUUAAUUAACAUUACAGUAUAAUGAUUCUCCAUAUGAAUAUAUUUCAAUAUCAAGUUACAUACAAUUACUUUCAGUGCAGUAAUAAGAAAGUAAUAUCAAUUUGAAUCAGUAGAUAAUGUGGUAAUCGGUAUAGUAGUAGCAAAACUAAGAUAUCAGAAAAGUAGAAGAAAGGCAUAGGGUUAAUGUGAUUUAUAAGAAAAAAAGUUUAUUACAGUAGAGAAUUAUAAUAAGGGCUACAAUAAAUAUAUAAACCCUGAGAAUAUUUGUACGGUGAUAGAAAGACGAGGGAUUAGCCUUACAGGUAUACAUGAAUGUACAUGUCUGGACUGAAGGUUCUCCUGGGGUGCUUUAUUGGCAAGUGAGAGUGUAUAGCAGAAGGUGAGUAUUUGUUUUAGGGUGUAAUGAUUAGCUGGGUGGAUCAUAGCAGUUGCACUGAAAAAUUAAUGUUUAGUCUUCAUGCAGAGUUGGUCUCUCUGGUCAAGAUACAGUUCCCAUGCACCUAAAAUACAAAGUAUGGCAUCCCCUUCUUCAUCACUUACAUAUGUAUCCUACAUCAUGCACUGAUGUGCCUGCUAUGGACUUUUUCCCUAAAGGGGGAAGACCAGCCUCUGACGAUAGGAUUGCCAUGUUUUCAGAUUCCCAAAGUGGGAGAUUUAUUUUAUAAAAAAAAAGGUAUAAUUUUCAGGACAAACUAUGCCCACACCUAGUGCAAAGAAGGAGAUUUUGCCUUUUUAUCCAAAUUAAAUUCCACUUUUAUUGAAUUUGGUUAAUUUCUGCUUUUUAUAUCAUAUUAAGUUGUUUAAGAUACAACAUAAGUGUUUUAUUGUGGUGUCAAGUUCUGACAGCCAGUUAGAGCCAAUAAAGUAAGGAAGUAAGGACUUAUAAUUAAAUAUGCGCGUGUGUGUGUGUAUAUAUAUAUAUAUAUAUAUAUAUAUAUAUAUAUAUAUAUAUAUAUAUAUAUAUAUAUAAACAUGGCUUAGAAAUAAGAAAGACAGCAAUUUGAAAAUGAAAAUAUGUUAUGCCCCCCAUUUUGUAGAUUUUUCUGCAGCUAAAUGCCUCUCAUACCCAUACAAGUAUAAACAUUACCAACUCUUCCUCAUGAGCAAACCAAACACAUAAUGCUUCAUUUACUGUAUCUUUUUAAUUUCAUUCCUAAAAUUUGCUUUGUGCAACGAUGUGAGCCUUUGUCUUAAGGCCCAGUGCAACAUUAAAUUACUGUGUAUACCAUACUCUCGACCACGCAGGUACUCAUUAUACAGAAAAACAUAAUUAUUUUUCUUUUUUUGUAUUAUCUUUGACAGUAUACAACAGUGAAAAUUAAAUGAAUCCAUGGGCAGGCAGUUUUUUUUUAUUAUUAUCUUAAACUGACAGAAACUUGCUUGUUUGUAAAAAUAAAUAACAGUCAACUCAUCUAUAGUCCUGAGUCAUGGCUCUGGCAAUUUGUCUGUAGGAACCAUUUACUGUAAUUUUUUUAGGGGUGGGGUGGUUGAGGAAUACUAUGCACAGUGAUGAUGCAUGCAGUUUCCAUUUCCUUAUAGGACCCCCAUAUAGUACGAAGCACAUAAUGAUAGUAUGCAAAUUCAAAAUUGCUAUUUACCUAUGUUAACAUUCCAUUAAUAAUGUGUACUUAUUAAUUUACUACAAUAUCUUAAAUAUCCCCACAAUUACUAAUAAUUGUGAUAUUACUCUGGGACUUUUUUAGCCAUUUUCAAAAAAAAAAUACUCUUCUGAAAUGCACUUUUUCCUCAUAAAAAUGUUUAAUUUGUUGUCAUAAAAAUGUUUUAUUGAAACUAUUAAUUUUUAACAGUUCAUUCGGUUGUUAAAAAGUAAACAUCUGUGGAUAUUUCUUAAUGUUUUACUAGAGCACUUUUGCUAAACUAAGAGCAUUUAUAGGGUUUAGUGUGUGAUAAGAUAAAGAAUAUGGUCAGUGUGCUACAAGUUAAGAAAAACUGAGCUUGAAAAUAUGCUGCUACAGCCGUAAUGUAUUUUGCUAAUUUUUUGCUUGUGCUUUUAAUGCUGGUGUUAAAGGACAAAAAUCAGCAGAAACUGUGAUCAUUGUCAAGUGCAACAAACCAUUAUACAGAAUUUUGCAAUGUGCGAUAAGCUUCAAGUCAUUUGAUUUGUGGUACCACUGCUUCUAAAUGGGUAUACAACAACGCUUCUAUGUGCUAUAUCUGUUGUUAAAAAUAAACAAUAAAAUGUUAAUGUACAACUUC